AAAUCACAGAACUGAACUGGAGCUCAAGCUGGCAGUGGCACGUUGGAAAUCGUCUCUUUCCCCACUAGCAGACCUAUCGUGAAAAUGCUGCUGCGUGUCUCGUUUGGCGGAGUGCAGAUGUACAUCAAGCUGCCUGAACUAACAUUCGGUGAUUUCUUGAGAAGUGAGUCUAAAAUUUAACAUUGCUGAAGACAGACGGUUGGACAUCAAGGUUUAUGACCAGUCUAACACAGAGGUCGACUCUGAGGUUUUUGAGGAGAUCGUACAAGAGUUCCAUGGACCUUUCCUAAUUUCAUUGGCCAAUGAAGCACCUGGUAAUUGCUGCCUACCUGCAUAAGACUACACACACAUCGUUGAAGUGGAAGUGUUGAACUAUGUAAUUGUGUUCUUAUUUCCCAAUGCUCAGGUAACCCUCAGUCCACGUCAUCUCCAUGCUCUAUUGCAUCUGAAGACACAGUGAUCCUCAACUUCUCCUUGUGUGACCCAGCUGAGGAGCCAGUUGCAGCCGAAGGAAGUCAACCUAAAAGGCCUUGCCGCAUUAACUAUGAAGCAAAAGCUCUGAUUGAAACAAUCUUGACUACAAAGCCUGGAGGUGACCGUGUCAUGGAGGAGUAUGCGAAAACAAAAUCAAUUACAGAUUCAACCAGAAGACAGCUCAUCAACAUACUUACUGCAGAGAUGAUGGAAACACAUGGGACAUCUCCGCCCCGGAGUGUAAAAGUGAUGUAUGCACAGGGGAUUGUCGCUCUGUUUCCAUACCUUGAAGACCCAUAUUCACAGAAUGGCUAUGAACAUUACUACGAUCCUGAAAGUGGUUCAGGCUACAUUGCAUGGUGGUUGAAGACAAUUCAACGAAAAGCUGCUGAGGAAAGAGGUCCUGCAGUUAGUAAAUCUCCUAAAGUUGGUGGGCCAGGCCAUGGGCGUACUAGACCCUUUACUGCCGACAGAGUCCUGACUGACGAGGAAGUGGAAUGCGCUAUCGCUUUGUUGAGACACACUGCUGAUGAGGAGACCAUCCGUGAAAAGAUUAAAGUAACUUUCGUAUACCGCCACACCAUGGUCAAUGAUGAGAACAAAUCAGCAGAGGUCUUCUCAGUAUUUCCACGGUUCCUAGACACACCAGGACUGAUAGAACAAGAUUUUAGAGUGAUGUUUGGUGAGCAGACUGCCAACAAGUUCCUGGAGAGGUGGCCUACCACUUUCAAAGCAGGAGUCAUUAAGGAAAGCCAUGGACUGGUCCCCUCCACAGACCUUCUUGAUUUAAUGCGCAAUGCUGAGACAUCUACUGAAGUUGAAAAAGACGGGAACAAGCGUGCAGCAGCAUCUUGACAACAUCGCUCAAAGCAGUCAGCCCUACCUCCUUGCUCAGGGACCCACAAAAAGCAGCAUUCACUCUUUCUUCAUUGCCAUCGACAAGCAUGCACUUCCAUGCCAAGCCACCAGCUCGGUUGGAACCCUGGAUGAGCUCUUCAAGGCCCACUAUGUGUUUGGUACAUCUUACAGUCCUGUCUUGAACAACUUUUUCACUUUUCUGCAAACUUCCAUUUACAACAUUGACAUGGGGAAAACUAAGGAAACACCAAGAAUUGCAGAGUUGCGAGCAAGAAUGGUGCGUUAGGCACUCUUGAAAUUAAACAAUGAGGUGCUUUCUUUGCAGCAAUGUCUUUGGUGAAGCAAACAAUCUAGUAAAGCACCUCAAAGUAAUACAUG
This is a messenger RNA of Alosa alosa (allis shad), 1710 nucleotides long. RefSeq lists its product as uncharacterized. Bases 604 to 1329 code for a protein of 241 amino acids. NCBI's taxonomy places the organism in Eukaryota, Metazoa, Chordata, Actinopteri, Clupeiformes, Clupeidae. The transcript has 9 exons. The record is from RefSeq and is a predicted model, not a curated record.